UGAGCUGCACAGUUGGUGCGUCGUUUUAGGCUCGGUGGUUUCCGGAUGCUUGAAGCACGGCUUGUCCGUGGGACAGCUGCUCCUCGGUGUUAUCUCUCUGGCUUGUGUUGCAUCCAGAGUUUGCCACAGUUCUGGGAUGAGGGAGGAUGGUGUGUGGGGGUGAGUGCUAGCGCCUUGUGUGCGACAGUAUCAUGUGUCGUCGUUGGCGGCGGCGGCGGGGAGGGCGGCGAGGCAAUGGGGCUUAGAUGUGGGAGGUUCUGAUCCACGCCUCGCUUUGUUGCUUCAGAUUCCUGUGAGAAGGGAAGCGAGCUCACUGAUUUAGUGCUGAGUCGCCGACAGUGAUGGAAGUGUGCCUGCACGAGACUUACUCGGUUUCGUAGAUUAGAAGUCAUGGGACAGGAGUACGUUACCAGCGAUUACUACCUCAAACCAGUGCAGUCUAACGAUGAAGAUUCCAAUCUUCCCCAAUUCGAGUUUCCGGUCGGUGACUGCGGCGAUGUAGACAUUUCCGUGUUGACGGUGCAAGGGUCGAAAUCUGCACAGGUCGAAAAUGGUAAUGGGAAUCACUUAUCGGUCCCAGAGCAUUCCGUUGAGUCGCCCCAAGUUCGCGGCUUAGAGCGAGUACACUCACUGCUAGAUCGCGUGACUGCACGACUCUCGGAAGAUCCUAUUCAACGGGAGGUUAGUAAGCACGUCGUGACAGAAGACUCGAGGCCAAGCAAUGGCGUGCCCCAACCACCGGCAGCACCAGUUCGGAAGACGCUCCAGUCGAACCCCUCCUUCAAAAGCCUGGUCACGCUACUGGAUGAGCCUCUCAAAUUCAAACUAUCGAACACCGAUGUCCACAAGAACUCGAAUGGGAAGGAAGCUGAUAGAGUGCAGUCCGUGGCUGGUGAAGGAAAAGUGUCUGCAACGCCAUUAUCUAGGACCAGCUCGAGGUUGCAAAGCAUCAUGUCUAGGGUGUCAUCCAGAACUUCGCAAGCUGAAGUAGCGAAGACAUCUGAUCAACCCAAGCCAGCUACGAGCACCGUAAGCGUGAAUGCUCUUGUUGAGAAAUUUUCAAAUGGCAUCAGGAGUAGAGUCCGAGAUGAGGCGCCUCAAGCUCUUUCGCCGAAUCCGAGUACCGGUAGUCUCAUCAGCCCUAAACGGACCCUGGCGGAUCGCUUCACAUCCCCCGUCCCUCGCCAUUUGCUAGAGAAUGGUAACUCCCCUCGCAGCCCCAUCACUCCACCAAAGACUGCCUUAAGUCCGCGACUGUCCAGCGCUUCGGCGCGAUCCGUAUCGCCCGUGGCACCGACCUGGAAGGAUUCGAUUUACGGUGAUAUGCCCAAAGAGAAACGGCCUAACUUUGCGAACCCUGCAUCAUCAACGCCAUUGCCGCGAUUCCUGACCCCCACUAAAGCUGCGACGUUGAAAGCUGUAAAGCCGCCUGUGACGCCGACAAGCAAUCCCUCGAAAGCACUGCAGUUUACAACAGCGUUUGGUACCACGACGCCUGUGAAGACUGAAUCUGCGAGGAAAGCUCCGAGGGAUACGCCCUCCAAGGUAGACCACGCCAAGUGUUAUACUGAGCCAGCGGGGUUCAAGUUCAAAACAGAUGAGCGAGCGGAAAGGCGGAAGGAUUUUUACAGCAAACUCGAAGAGCGCAUGAAACUGAAGGACGCCGAGAAAAAACAGCAGGAGGCCAAAGCGCAAGAGGAGAAGGAGGCUCAAUUGCGGGAGCUAAGGAAGAAGCUGACCUACAAAGCGAAUCCGGUGCCACAAUUCUACCAAGAGCCUGCCCCUGCUCAACCCAGGAUUCGUAAGAUAGCACCCACUAGGCCGAAAUCGCCAAAUUUUACUUCCCACCGACGGCGAGAAAGUUGCCCCGCGAGUAACACAAGUGAGUUGUCGACUGGAAGCAAGAGUCCAAUGCAAAGUGCCCGGUUGAUGCGAUGUGUUUCUUUUGAGAACUCCGGUCCCAUGAGUUACAAAUCUUCUCCCAAGGCCAAGCUUCCUUUCAGACCAAUCUAGGGUGCUGCUCCUCUCGAUCAAAACUUGUCAGGGAAUUUUUCGCCGGAAACAUUUCCGGCCUAAUGGUCACAUUCUGGGAAAUUGGGUCCUGCGUUUGCGAAGCAGGUUAAUUUGUUCCUUGCAAGGAGGUUUUGGAUUGUAGCCUUGAUCAUAACUGCGCAAGUAGCAAGAAGUAUUCGGCCACAUCGACACUGGAGAACUGACACCCUCUGUUGUGUUUGUCUGGUCACAUUUCGAUCAAUUUCUGCCUCGUUCACUUGGAGCUUCCUUCGCUGAAUGUGGAUCGGAAUGACUCAUGCUUUUUUCUCUGCUCUACCUCGAAAAAAAUAAAAAAUAAAAAAAUCAUAACAUAUCAGGAGUCUGCUCGUGUGGUAUCACGGCAAAACCUGUCUACCUUAAACCCUCCGACUUGUGGGUUUCAAUCGCGACGCAUAUUCUCUUUCUGGCAAUUCAAGUUGGAGGAUUGCAAGGAUCUCUAUCGAUCAUCCCAUGAAUUACGACAGGGGGGUUGUGAGUAGACGAUAGCCCUGGAACUUAAUCUUCUGACAUGCUCAUCAAGCAUGAGUUGGCUUCAGGUUUGGUGCUCACUUUUCCAUGCGUUUUCCAGUCACGCAGUUCUGGCUACUAGGAUCUGGACCUCAGUCAAUCAGAGAGUUGCCUGACAUGAUCAAUGAAAAUUUGAAAUUACUUGUAUUCUGUAGCAGUUUUGAGGUAUCUGUUUUGUAUCGCUUGAAGUAUGCUCCCCAGUGUUCUACUGAACUUACUUGCAAUCGAAGUUGCUCGUAAACAAAUGAGCGUUACAUGUUUUUGAAGCUAA
Physcomitrium patens is the source of this 2830-nucleotide messenger RNA. Lineage: Eukaryota; Viridiplantae; Streptophyta; Bryopsida; Funariales; Funariaceae. The record is from RefSeq and is a predicted model, not a curated record.